AGUCGUUGCGCGUGCCUGUACUACUCUAUUCCGUGGCUACGCUGAUUUUAGCUAGCGUUUGGAAAUGGCCACACUCAAGCAAAACGAAGCAAAAGAUUCUUCCUUGCAGGAAAAUUCACCAGGCGGGGGAAUUGGACUUGAAAUCUUGCAAAUCAUAAAAGAGUCCCAGCAGCUGCAUGGUCUCAGACAUGGAGACUACCAAAGAUACAGGGGCUACUGUUCUCGUAGACUGCGUCGUCUACGCAAGACUCUUGGAUUCAAGAUGGGCAACCGGCACAAGUUCGUUGGAAAGAAAAUAACUGCUGAAAUGCUUUCAGACAACAGGUACUUGCUACUGGUUUUGAUGGAAGCGGAGCGUGCAUGGAGUUAUGCCAUGCAAUUGAAGCAGGAGGCCAACACGGAGCCACGUAAGCGUUUCCACCUGCUGGCCCGGCUCCGUAAAGCCGCCAAGCACAGUGAAAAGCUGGAGAAGCUGUGUGAGAGCCCAUCGGUUGAUGCCAAGACUAAACUGGAAGCACAGGCCUACACCGCAUACCUGACUGGGAUGGUAGAGUUUGAACUGCAGGAGUGGAAGCGUGCCAUGGAGGCCUUCAACAAGUGCAAGACCAUCUAUGAGAAGCUGGCGAGUGCAUUCACUGAGGAACUGGAAGUGCUGUAUCGCCAGCGUGUGGAUGAGAUAUCGCCUAACAUUCGAUACUGUGCUUACAAUAUAGGUGACCAGAAUGCCAUCAAUGACUUGAUGCAGAUGAGACUUACAGGAGGAGGUGGAGGCAUGAUGGCGGAGAAGCUAGAAAGCCUCAUCACUCAGGCAAGAACCAAGCAGGCAGCUACCAUGAGUGAAGUGGAGUGGCGUGGAAGGAGUGUGCCUGUUAAGAUUGACAAGGCCCGCAUCUUUCUGUUGGGUCUCGCUGACAAUGAGGCUGCCAUUGCUCAGGCAGCUAAUGAAGAUACCAAAGAGCAUUUGUAUGAGACUCUGCUGGCCGAGUGCCGCGACACCAUCCAAGCGGUGCGAGAAGAGCUCAAGACCGAGGGGAAGCAGCGAGAGAGGGGCUCUGAUGCAGAGAAUUGCAAAGUGUCCAACAUGCAGUUCCUGCACAGCUACCUGAGUUACAUCAAGCUUUGCACGUUGGUGAAGAGGAACGAGAGCAUGGCGCACACGCUGCAGGCCAAGUUGAAGGAGCCUGAAGGGGAUGAGAACCGGAGGGGGCCCCGACCACAGGACCUCAUCCGCCUAUAUGACAUCAUUCUGCAGAGUUUGGCUGAACUCUCUUCCCUGCAAGGCCUGGAGGACGACCACACCUUCCAGAAAGAGGUGUCCCUUAAAACACUGGCUUACAAAGCCUACAGGUGUUUUUAUAUUGCCCAGUCUUAUGUUCUGGUGAAAAAGUGGAGUGAGGCUCUCGUGCUCUAUGAGAGGGUGCUCAAGUAUGCCAAAGAGGUGCAGUCUAAGGCCAAGAGCAUGAACAAUAGCCUUAAGGAUCUCCCCGAUGUUCAGGAGCUCAUUGCAAAAGUCAAUGCAGAAAAAUAUUCCCUUCAAGCAGCCGCCAUUUUAGACACUGGUGAGACCGUUGACGUUGCCACUCCACAGCCUGUCAAAGACAACAGGCCUCUGUGCGACCGCUUGGAAACAUUCCGCCUUGACCCGUCCCUUGUGGGGAAGCAUCCCAAUCUGGUCCACUUCCCGCCCGACUUUCAGCCCAUCCCAUGCAAGCCUCUGUUCUUUGAUCUGGCUCUCAACCACGUGGCCUUCCCGGCCCUGGAUGACAAGGUGGAGCAGAAAGUGAAGGGCGGUCUGACCGGCUACAUCAAGGGCAUCUUUGGAUUCGGCAGCUAAAACACCAAGCAGAAAGGAGGUGUCACUUGUUAGAAUCAUCUUUCGUUGAAUGGUUACUUACAGUGCCUCUGUGCGAGACAAGCUGAUGAGUUUUGGAGAAAGGAAUGCCCUAUAGCCUUUAUAGAUAAUCAUGUCCCCAGUGAGUUAUUUUCUUAUAGUACACUUCAUGAAGUACCCCUUGUCAUUUUUCCAACAUUUGACAUGCUAGUGCAGCUCCAAAAAAUAGAAUAUUGUGGAAAAAGUUCUAUCCCCCCAUUCAUUCCAGAAGAGAAAAACUUUUCAAUUAUAUGGUAUAACAUUGUUUGAACUAUUUCAAGCUGUUUUUUUUUCUUUUUAAUAAAGAUAAUAUGGCUUACAGCUCAUGGAAACACCAAAUUUAGUGUCUCGAAACGCACACCCUAAUCUGCUAAAUAUCUCAAAAAACCUGCAAGAUUCCUGUAGCCUUUGAGCUGUUUCUCAGACAGUCAUAAGUUUACGUAAUCAUAGACAAGGCUUCUGACUUGACAGAUUUUGAGAAGACUGUAAUCAACGCCCAUCAUAUGAAGGGUAAUCACAAAAGAAGUGUGUCUUCAAAGUACUGUAAGCACAUUAACAGUUAAUUGAGUGUAAGGAAAAUGUGUGGUCCGGAGAGGUUCACAGGCAAAUUAGUUUGUAUUUUCUUUGAAAAUCAGGGCCCUAAUGUCUGGAUGAUGACUAAGGCUUGUGAUAUUUCACCUCUUGGUGUAACGAAUCUAUAUAAAAUAACAAUUGACCAAAAAAAAUGAACUUAUUCCAUUGUAUUCUACAUUUUUGAGACGUAACUGGCAUGAACGGUUCAGGCUGUUGCAUAACAGCCCGCUAGUUUAGGUGACCAGUGUGCUACAGUUACAAAGCACAAGGUGACAGUUGUUUCUCAGUACAUAGUUGGUGCUCAAUUCAAAUACAACUACACCUCCUUUUUGAAUUGAAACAAGUUUACAGAGUGGGGAAGAAAAAAAAAAAAACUUAAUCCUAGUUAAUUUACAUUGUGACAAUUUUUAGAUUGAUUUGCCAAUCUUACUAUGUGGGGAAAAAGAUAAUGGUCUAAUUGUUUCAAAUUGCUUCAGUGUUUCCAAAUGGCUUACUUUUUACAUUUAUGCAAAAGUGAGUAAACCCCUCACAUUUUGGAAGUAUUUUAAUGUAUUUUUGUUUUCAUGGCAAUGCAGAAGAUAUUUACCUCUGCUACAGUGCACAAAUAUAGUCAGUGUGCAUCAUGUAUCCCAGUGUAAAUUUAAUGUCCACUCAAAGUACCUCAGCAACCAAUCAUUGUCAAAACAACUGGUAGCUAGUAGUAGAUGAGUGAAGGUGUUGAAGGACUUAUAUUAAGGGCCUUGUUUUGACUCUGAAAGUAGAAAUACUUCUACGGUACUUCACAAGAUGUCCUCUAUAUUACACAGUAGCAUGUGACAUUUCAUCAGUAGCAUCCCAGGAAAAGAUUGAAAACAAAUUACAAAAUUCUGACAAGUCACAUUUUGUUUUUAAAUACAUAAUCUACCUGAUGACCAUGUUGGAUAGUCUUAAAUGUUUUAUAAUCACAAUUUCAACACCAUUAAGAACAUCUUCAAUGUCUGUGGAAAUACUGUGCAAAAGCAAGCGCAAACUUGUAAUUUUGACCUUUUUCACUGCACUUAUUUUGACACAUAGUUGUGAUUUUUGCAUAGUCCAAUCAGUCACCUAUGUGAUGUUUGGCUUCCUGACAGUUUUUCCAACAUCAUUUUGACAGUAAAAGCUAAAGAUAAGGAGAAUUGUUGGGGGGAAAACUAAAGCUAAUAAACAUAAGGACAAACAAAAAUGUUACGCUUGUAUGAAUCCUUGUUAUUGUAGAUUACUACAGCAACAAAUAUGAAUAAUGGCAAGUUGCAUUUACUUUGCUUGAAGACGGGGUAAUUUUAUCUACCGGCUGAUCUAAUGUUUCCCGAAAAGUUCGCAAAGUACUGCGUUUACGCCGUCAGAGUUUUUCUGUUUUAUCAGUGCUGAACAGUUCUAUUUACAAUACAGGGGAUUCUUGUUUCUUCCUAUACUUGUGAAUUCCUAGUUGUAAUUUAACCACGAUUAAAGUACUGUAUUUUUUGGACUAUAAGUCACACCUGGGUAUAAGUUGCACCAGCCAAAGAAUGCACAAUGAAGAUGAAAAAAAACAUGUCGUACUGGAGUAUAACGGCUGUAAUACACCAGGCGCGUCUGCGGUGCGUCAUCGUUGCGGCCACGUCGACGCAGUGAAACCUGGCUGUUAAAGUUAAGCAGCGAGUACACACCAGUUGCAGAGCGGCUGCGUUUCAGGCGCAUCCCAGAAGUGGUUUGACGCGUCGCACCCGAAACGAACGAGUUUAUUAUUUGUCGCAAGAUGCAACCCUCCCGCAUCAAUUGAACUAGGUAGGAUCGGGCAGACCGGAAGUCACUCGUGUAAAAAAAUACAGUGGAUACGUAAAAUUUUCAAAGUAAUAUGGAAUUGAUUUGAUCCAUUUCUGUGUGGCGCUUCAACUAGAGAAAAUAAAGCUUUUUAAAAACUUUCAAAAGAUUAAUUGAGGCAUUUGUAAAAAUGUUAAAAUCUCUGUCAUUGCAAUUGUUUUUCUCUUUAGCACAGGACUUUUUUUUUCUUUCAGAAAUAAAGCUGACUAACACGCGGGCUCUGAAAGGCAAAUACUGUAGUUGUUGUACUGUUAUCUUUAAAUACCCGCUACUCUCGCGCGAUCUUGCAAUCCUCGCGUGAGCCGAUCGAGCCGCUCCACAGAAAUUGGGGGCAAAUGUCAGAGGUGCGCUGACACGCCGCAGACACACCUAGUGUACGACCGGGGUAAGUCGUAUUUUGGGGGGGAAGACAUUUUUUAACUUAUUAGAAACCAAUAACAAACAUAAGUCAAAGUAAUGAUAGUAAAAUGGAGAACAACAGGCUAAAUAGGCAUGUUGUUUUUCAGAUAAUGAUAUCCUAAAAAACUGAACAUAACAGGCUGUUGACGUUCAGAGAGGGGAAAAACAUAGAGGUCAAACUUGUUUAUAAGUGUCAGGCCCAACCAAACUGUGGGGAGGGGGUGACUUAGAAUUCGGAAAAUAUGGUACAUUUAUUCGGAUGAAAAACCUGUUACGGUGCCAUCGUGUGCUGUGUGAAGAUUCUGCCGUCACUGCACCAAUUCAGUACCCUUGUAACCUCUACAUGUCAUAUUUUGAGAACGUUAAAAGAGGACCGCCUGUAUUUUCAUUUUUCUUUUUUCAUUGUAAUAAUUUGUCCAAAUGAGUAUUUGUUGGGAAGCAAAAGAAAUGAACAGGAUGAUUUAAAGACAUUUAAAUUAAAAUAUAUUUGCAUCAAUUGUAUUCUCUAAUUCUUU
Messenger RNA from Corythoichthys intestinalis (scribbled pipefish), 5175 nucleotides. It is a transcript of the gene srp68, whose product is annotated as signal recognition particle 68. NCBI's taxonomy places the organism in Eukaryota, Metazoa, Chordata, Actinopteri, Syngnathiformes, Syngnathidae. The coding region runs from base 65 to 1834 and encodes 589 amino acids. Gene Ontology annotation, biological process: SRP-dependent cotranslational protein targeting to membrane. Gene Ontology annotation, molecular function: protein binding; endoplasmic reticulum signal sequence receptor activity; 7S RNA binding. The transcript is spliced from 16 exons. Gene Ontology annotation, cellular component: signal recognition particle, endoplasmic reticulum targeting. The record is from RefSeq and is a predicted model, not a curated record.